Aplysia californica (California sea hare) is the source of this 271-nucleotide messenger RNA. RefSeq names its product DNA replication ATP-dependent helicase/nuclease DNA2-like. The record is from RefSeq and is a predicted model, not a curated record. NCBI's taxonomy places the organism in Eukaryota, Metazoa, Mollusca, Gastropoda, Aplysiida, Aplysiidae. The transcript has 3 exons. The annotation marks the transcript as partial.
CUCUCUAGGAAUGGGUGAAAGUUUGUUCGCAAAACUAGAUAGUCAAGGGGCCACUUUUGAGUUGCACUUACAGUACAGAAUGAACAGAAAAAUCAUGGAGCUGAGCAACGAUCUGGUAUACAAUGGAAAGCUCCAGUGUGGAAAUGAUGAGGUUGCAGAGCAAAGACUUUACAUUCCUCUUGUGGACAGCCUCAAAACCAAGCCAGAAUGGAUGCAGUCUGCUCUGAGCUGUGAAAUGGAAAAGUCUGUUGUUUUCCUCAGUACAGAUCGG